UGACACGCGUAUAAAACUGCCCACGACAAAGGCCCAGACUGAACACCAUCUGCCAUGUCAGCGACACUCGCACCCACCGCUCUGCGUAUCCGCCUGCCCACCGCGGGCCCCGCGCUGCGCCGCCACGCGCAUGGGCACGCCGACUACCAGCACAUCCCCUUCUCGUACGCGAACAAAACCGCCUUCGCCGCCAAGUGCGUCGCAUACCUCGGCCUCGGGUUCUCGCUCCCGUUCGUCGCGCUCGGGUGGCAGUGGUACAAGCCCGGGGGCUUCAAGAAUCCGUAGAUCGUCCGAGUCGCAUGGUGGUGGUGACGGAGAGGGAGACGAGCGUUGAUUAGAUUAGAUGGGUCUGGAUUGAGGACAUACAUAUACUGCUUAGCACACUGGAAUGGUUUAUUGCUGCCACGGCUCCGGUCGAAGAAGAUUUCAAUGCACUGGGCUGGAGCAGCUGUUUUCUUCUUCUUUA
This is a messenger RNA of Mycena citricolor, 466 nucleotides long. The record is from the annotation of a GenBank genome assembly. NCBI's taxonomy places the organism in Eukaryota, Fungi, Basidiomycota, Agaricomycetes, Agaricales, Mycenaceae.